AUGAAGACCACUGAUCCACGAAUGAAUCGCCAAGAUGCCUACUUGGGCGACAACUUACGGAACAAAAUCGACCAACUUUACCGAGAGGCAGAAGACCUCCAUAAGUCCCAGAAUACAGUGGAACACCUCACAAAUGAUUCGGAUCAUCUGGACCACGACAGUGAUAUGUCGUCAGUUCCUGGGAAUGCUAUCCCCAGAGAUCAGCUGAGCACCGACACGCCAACCAAGCAAUCACGUAUAUCACGUCUGCAUAGUCUCAGUGAAGAUGCCAAGUAUUCUUUCAGCAGCAGAUCAAAUAAUCAUGAUAUUGAGGAAGAUGCUGUUCAGAGCAGUCCUCAAACGGUUGAAGCACACAUAACGGGGUGCAGUAAUCACUCAAUUUACACAAUUACAAGCUCCGGGAAACGAAGCCCGAAUCAGUCGCUUUCGGAGGAAAAAGAGGGCGAGGAUCUUGAUAUGGUUUCCGUUUCCUGCCCAGAGCCAUUGGCCAUCAGGCAUAAUUCAAAAGGCGACGGCAGUAGCACCAGCUCGCAAACAGCUCGACCACCAAGCGUGGAUAUGAAGACCAAGGGUUUGGUACGUACCGAUGAUGCCGGUCCACAGCCUACUGGAGAGGCGAGCACAAAUGUCACAGACGCUGUGUUGAAAGAGCGUUCCGCCAUGACGAGUGCUGAGCCAGAUUUGCCGAGCAUGACUGGUUACAAACGCCACAGGCAAAACACGCAGCUUUGCCCUCGACCACAAACUCCGAGUACUGAGCCAGAUCCUUGGCCAGUACUCAGAAGCAUUGGAAAGUCGCCCCGAUACCAGCCUACCUCUACGUCGAACCCUGUUCCAGGGACUCAAACGCCGCUUCGAAAGGUAUCCAGUAACCCAGGAGGGGUCCAACCACGAAGCAUCUGUUCUACACCAUCCGAAUGGAGGAAGAAUUUAAGAAAGACGGAUGAUGCAGUACUCGGGUCUCCUUCAAAGAUUAUACCCACUGGAACACCAGCAUCGGAAUGGCGACAAAGUCUGACCAAAGCCGAGAGAAACGCACCAAGGGCUUCACACAGAAGUACGCUCUGUAAGUCUUGCAACCCCACAACUUCUAAGCCAUCUACAGUUCAUGGUGGGACAUCUGGAAGAUGUAGCCACAAGGGCAGUGCGUCACAUGUAAUGAGCACGAGCAAUUCUAAUUUUGGGGACCCAUUUACAGAGCCGAGAGUGAGUCUUCGGUCUAUUGAGAAUUCGCUAGCUUGGAAGAGGGCGCAAGAGGAUAUCGAAAGGCAGGCCAGUAUGUAUGCGGCGGAAGAAAGCCCUACAGUUAAACCAAACCCGGCAUUCGAAGAAGAUGAGAAGGAAGAUGGGAGCGUGAGACGAAGCUCCCCAAAAUCUUCUCAUUCUUGCAAUUGGAGAAACAGAUAUGAGGAUCUGCGGGACGAAAUAGUGAAUAGCGAAGCCAUGCUCGGACCGUACGAGUUGGGUGACGUGGCGAUGGGGCAAGAACCUACUCCUGCCAAGACGAGUGCAGCAGAUGAAUUGGGAAUUGAAGGUUUGACAAUUGUUGUGCACAUGAGACACAAGGACGACUUGGUAAUCAAGACGGAUCUCAAUGGACGGGAAUACAGAUCUCAAUGGACGGGAAUACAACGAGAAUGA
This is a messenger RNA of Pochonia chlamydosporia 170, 1641 nucleotides long. RefSeq lists its product as hypothetical. The transcript has a single exon. Lineage: Eukaryota; Fungi; Ascomycota; Sordariomycetes; Hypocreales; Clavicipitaceae. Bases 1 to 1641 code for a protein of 546 amino acids. The record is from RefSeq and is a predicted model, not a curated record.